Molecule: messenger RNA, 1662 nt
Organism: Leucoraja erinaceus (little skate)
Lineage: Eukaryota; Metazoa; Chordata; Chondrichthyes; Rajiformes; Rajidae
Product: metalloproteinase inhibitor 3-like
Exons: 5
Coding region: 241-894 (217 amino acids)
Biological process (GO): negative regulation of membrane protein ectodomain proteolysis; negative regulation of endopeptidase activity
Cellular component (GO): extracellular matrix
Molecular function (GO): metalloendopeptidase inhibitor activity; protease binding
Source: RefSeq, a predicted model, not a curated record
AAGAGGUGGCACAACCACAUAUAUGAGGGUAGACUGUGUUGAACGUGGGAAAUCAGACAGAGAACCUGAAGCAAAGCUAUUUUCUUGUGCUAAUGCUGAGCAGGCUUCUAUCUUCCACUCACUCCUGCUGCAGGCAAAAUAACUUUGCUGUGACGCUCCUUCACACGGUUAAGUCUGCACACGGUCUACAACCUCUGCUGAGCAGCAAGACUUGGGUUUGUGUGUGUGCUAAAGGGGAACAUGAGCAGCCUGAUGAGUGGCUCGCUAUUCUCAGUGCUACUAGUUCUAAUUCUGAGGCUGCAGGAGUUCGUGGAUGGAUGUACCUGCCUUCCAGCUCAUCCGCAAGUUACAUUCUGUAACUCCGAUAUAGUGAUACGAGCACUAGUUACUCGUAAAAGACUGGUGUCUUUCAAUGACCUGGAACCUUACAUGAUCAAGUAUGCAGUGAAACAAGAAAAGAUGUACAAAGGCUUUGAAAAGAGGAAAUUGGUGGAGUAUGUAUAUACAGCUUCCAGCUCUGCUGCAUGUGGUAUCGAUCUGGAAACUAAUAUCCAGUACCUCAUAACAGGCCAAAUUGGUAUUCGGGGGACCAUUCAUAUUGGACUCUGCAAUUGGAUUGUUCCAUGGGAUGACCUAACUUCAUUACAAAAGUGGAACCUGAAGUGGAACAAGUAUGAAACAGGCUGUUGCUGUCAGAUCGUCAGCUGCCAUAAUCUACACUGCUCAGCUCCAACAAAGACCCAAUGUGCUUGGACAGACCUGGCAUAUGAGAAAACCCCAGCAGGAUCACAGGCAAAGAACUCUGCCUGCACAAAGCGGGAGGAUGGUUCCUGCCACUGGUCUGGAGAAGGAGCAGCCAGCGUGAAUGAAAAUAUCUAUUAUGGCGAACCUUGAAUGUCCGUCUGCUGCAAUAAGAGUUGUGUUGAAGACCAGCAACAGGUGGUCCAGCUCAGUCAAAGACCCCCAGGUUCCAUUAAUGCCGACAAUUCCUUUCAGUUCAUUGUAUCCCUGCAUGCGAUGUGAGGCACAGCAGUUUCUCCAUCCAUUCUUACACUGAAUGUAUCCCAGUGAAUGAGAAGCAACAUUUAGAGUCCUGCGUUAAAUUCUGCUAGCAUGCUGAGCUUUGCCACCUGUGACAAACUGAGGCAGUAACAUCAGUACAAUAAUUGUGAAUACAAUACAAUACAAUACAAUGCCGUUUAUUUGUCAUUUGAACCUCACAUAAAGUUCAAACAAAAUUUGGUUUCUGCAGUCAUACAAGAAAAGAACCAAGACACACACCAACACAAUUUACACAAACAUCCAUCACAGUGAAUCUCCUCCUCACUGUGAUGGAAGGCAAAGUCUUGUCUCUCCCCUGCUCUCCAUUCCUCUCCCGAAGUCAAAGUCAAAGCCCCCGGCGGGCGCUAGCAAGUCCCACGGCGACUUAAAGCCGCGCCGGGCGAUGUAAGGCCCUGCUUUGGGUCCCGAUGUUGGAGCCCCCGGCGGGCACUAGCAAGUCCGCGGCCAUUUAAAGCCGCGCCGGGCGAUGUAAGGCCCCGCUCCAGGUCACUUUCAACCCCGCAAUUCGAGCGGGAGAAGUCGCCGUUGCCGGUGCCCCGCAAAGCGGUCUCCCACUGGGGACCCGCGAGCUCCCGGUGUCACCAUCCACCGGAGUCGGGU